UUUUAAUAAGUUAAUCGGAUUUUUAGUUUUAUUUCUGUAAUGUUUAUGUUUUGGAAAUGUACUGGUGGUUCCGCCUACUACUUGCAGGUUGGAAAAAACAUUUUUUAAUAGCUGUUAUUGGUUUGCUUUGUUGUAUGAAGUGACAGCAGCAAGUAGUCAGUAUGGCUGAAGAAAAAGAAGUAAAGAAGAAAAACGAGACACUGUCCACCGAAGAGAUUAUUGAGGAAACCGCACAUGAUUAUUCUCAAUUCUUCAUAACAGAUCCCCUAAAAGAGAAGCAAGCAGUUGAAGAGAAAAUUGAAGAAAUGCUCACCAAACUUGAUGAGUUUUGUGCUGUUGUUGAUAUUAUUCGUUCAGAGGCUUCGUUGUCACUCAACCACUGUCUUCCAGAAAUCACAGCGAAAAUGAACCAAAUGCAAGAAUUAUUUAAACAAAUUGAUCAAUUAGAGGCUUUUGUGGGAAUAGUUAAAGAAAAUGUUACCAUGAUGGAAGAACAAGUGAAUCAAGCAGAAAAAGAUCUUGGUGGGAUGAAAACUUUGAAAGGAUUCUUAAAUUCUAUUCCUUUGUUUUCACAGAAAUCAUCAACUCAUAAAAACACAACUGUAAAGAAAUACACUCAACCAGAAAUCUUCCGUGCAAAAGACUACUUUGUAGAAUCAUGACUACAGAUGUUAUAGGUCAACAAUUUUAAUCUUCCAAUAAAGUAUAGGCCUAAUACUAUUAUAUAUGAUUCUGUCCUGUUUUCUAAUUGUUAGGCCUACUGAACUACAUUUUUGGCUGAAUAAAGAAUGAAAAGCUAAAAUGAA
Anneissia japonica is the source of this 806-nucleotide messenger RNA. RefSeq names its product breast carcinoma-amplified sequence 4-like. The record is from RefSeq and is a predicted model, not a curated record. Lineage: Eukaryota; Metazoa; Echinodermata; Crinoidea; Comatulida; Comatulidae. The transcript is spliced from 6 exons. The coding region runs from base 162 to 662 and encodes 166 amino acids. Gene Ontology annotation, cellular component: BLOC-1 complex.